Molecule: messenger RNA, 1113 nt
Organism: Didymodactylos carnosus
Lineage: Eukaryota; Metazoa; Rotifera; Eurotatoria; Philodinida; Philodinidae
Source: the annotation of a GenBank genome assembly
AUGUUUAAACGAAUAAUGGGGCCAGCGGACGAUGGUGCUGACCCCAAGUUUACUGAUCAAAAUCCAUCGAAACCAGUGAUGAUCAAAACACCAGUGAAUGGGAAAGUAUUAGAUGUCAUGGUGGACACAGGGUCGGUAGUUCCGAUUAUUCACACAGAAACAUUGCGCAAACUAGCACAUCGUCCAUAUUUUCAUCGGCGAAGCAACACCCACUAUACCGCGAACAACGGUGAAUUGAGAACAAUACGUGUGGGAACGGAUUGGAUAACGAGGAAUAAAAUUGAUGUUCGAGGUUCAAAGAAAUGCAUUGAAGUUCGGUAUGGGAAUCAUCAUCACCAAUGGGCAUCAGUUCCGUUCUUGGUACAAACGGAUGAGAAACAGUACCCAGUGCAAGUGCUGCAUUCGGUAACUCUUCCAUCGAGUGAAGCAGUUCUGAUCCGUGUUAAAGUACCCAUUCGGUUCGCAGAUACUGUUAUCUUCAAUCCUGAUGCGUCCUUCGGCUCUCAUCGUAAAGUAUUAUUUGCGAAUGCGUUGCUGAAAGUCGAAAACUACGUUGCGUCUAUUUCUGUUAUCAAUCUGUCACAAUUCAAACGUCAUCUACAUUCAGACGCAUUGAUCGGUGCUAUUUCUUUCCCGUCACCGGUAUUUCAAUGUCUACCUCUCAUUUCAACAGGGCAAUAUGUACAUACGAACAAAAUACAUCAAUGUGCAAUCUGUUUGGAAAAAUUUUCCACCUCAUCGUAUUUAUUUGAUCAUUUGAAAAAAGGUAAAUAUUUUGUGCGAAACUCAGAUUGCAAUCAUCUACCGAAAAAUAUUCCCGACACCGUAUCUGUUGAGAUUGAUAAAUUAGUCGAACACAUCACGAAUAAUGAAGAAAAACAAGAAGUUUUGGCAUUGCUGCGUAGACAUGCGAAAGUUUUUGAUACAACGACACCAUCUACGAUCAAAACAUCAGUGAAACAUAUUAUCGAAACAAUUCCACAUCCGCCAAUUUACCAGAGACCGUACCGAAAAUCACCGCAGAAUCAAAAAUUUGAAGAUGAAGAAACGCAGAAAUUAUUAGACGCAAAUAAAAUCCGACAUUCACAACGUGGGCUUCUCCCGUUGUAUUGA